UCAAUUGUCGUUGACAUGUCAUUUGUAUCGGUAACACGGCGUGUUGUUUUAUCCGAAAUUAAAUAAAUAAUUUUACGUUAAAUAACUUAAAAUACAAUAAAAGUUCACAAUGUUGCGGCGGCAGGCGCGUUUGCGCCGUGAAUAUUUGUAUAGAAAGUCUGUGGAAGACAAACAGAAGAAUAUUCAAGCGAAAAAAGAUCAAUUGAAACGGUGUUUGGAAGAAAACAUUCCUAUCCAUGGAGAUCUGAGAAAAGAGGCCCUUGCUUUACAGAAAAGAAUAGACUAUGAAGAUAAAGGCCCAGAAAGAGCAGCAGUAAUAGGUAGUUUCAGUGGUGGUGCGAACACACAGAGCUCUCAGGAUGAUGAGUACAGAUACGCUGGAGUUGAGGACCCAAAGAUCAUGAUUACCACCUCACGAGAGCCCAGUGCCAGGCUUAAGAUGUUUGUUAAGGAACUUAGGUUAAUAUUCCCAAACAGUCAGCGUAUGAACCGUGGUGGCUAUGAGAUGUCACAACUGAUACACGCAUGCAGAGCCAAUGAGGUCACUGACUUCAUUGUGGUGCAUGAACACAGAGGUGUGCCUGAUAGCUUGGUAAUCUGCCACCUCCCAUACGGACCGACAGCAUCGUUCACUCUCUCCGGAGUAGUGAUGCGGCAUGACAUCCCAGACAUCGGGCCAAUGAGCGAACAGUUCCCACAUCUCAUAUUCCAUAACUUUAAGACUGAUCUUGGUCUAAGAACAAUGAGUAUACUCAAGUAUUUGUUCCCGGUGCCAAAACCCGACUCCAAGAGAGUGAUCACAUUCGCAAACAAUGAUGACUACAUCUGUUUCAGACAACAUACAUAUAAAAAGGCGGGCAAAGACAUAGAGCUAUCAGAGAUAGGACCUAGGUUCCAAAUGAAGCUGUAUGAGAUAAAGCUAGGUACCCUGGAUGCCCUGGACGCCGCCGACACGGAAUGGGCGCUCCGCCCCUACAUGAACACUGCGGCCAAACGACGGUUCUUGAGCAAUGAGGAUGGAUGGCAAGAAGAGGAAUAAAUAAAUGUUAUAUAUUUUUGUA
Spodoptera frugiperda (fall armyworm) is the source of this 1061-nucleotide messenger RNA. RefSeq names its product U3 small nucleolar ribonucleoprotein protein IMP4. Lineage: Eukaryota; Metazoa; Arthropoda; Insecta; Lepidoptera; Noctuidae. Bases 110 to 1039 code for a protein of 309 amino acids. Gene Ontology annotation, biological process: rRNA processing. Gene Ontology annotation, molecular function: rRNA primary transcript binding; snoRNA binding. Gene Ontology annotation, cellular component: Mpp10 complex; nucleolus; small-subunit processome. The record is from RefSeq and is a predicted model, not a curated record. The transcript has 6 exons.